This is a messenger RNA of Colletotrichum chrysophilum, 1065 nucleotides long. RefSeq lists its product as uncharacterized. The coding region runs from base 1 to 1065 and encodes 354 amino acids. Gene Ontology annotation, molecular function: heme binding; oxidoreductase activity, acting on paired donors, with incorporation or reduction of molecular oxygen; iron ion binding. The record is from RefSeq and is a predicted model, not a curated record. NCBI's taxonomy places the organism in Eukaryota, Fungi, Ascomycota, Sordariomycetes, Glomerellales, Glomerellaceae. The transcript has 3 exons.
AUGCCCUUGGCUCAAUCCUUCGCCCUCGACUACGUGUCGGCGUUUGCAUUCGGGCUGUCUCUUGGCCACGACUUCCUCAAAGAUCGUAUCGCCUACAAUCAGUGGUUUGCUUUGAACAACGACUGCUACCCGGGUGGUUUCCUCGGCUACCUCCUCAAGGAGCACCCGCGACUCGUGGAAUUUGCUCGUCGGCUAGGUGUGCCGAUCCUGUCUAAGACCUAUGUCAAUGCUCGUCGGGAGCUGGAGACAUGGGCGCUCCGGAGAGUUGAUGCUGCCGAAGACCUGCUACAGUCCCGUAUGCAAGGUUCAGAGCCUGCACCGGGUGACCUGCCCGUGUUGUACGAUGCCGUCAGGACAGCUAUGGCACAGCAGAGCGGUGUCAAGAAUGCUGAUUUUGUACCAUCGGCGACUCAGAGGCUUGAACUGGCCAGCGAGUGUCUGGAUCACAUCACCUCAUCGGGAGAAACGUUUGGUACUACCUUCACCUAUAUGCUAUGGGAGCUUUCCCGACACCCGGAUAUUCAAGCUGCGCUUCAUGUCGAGCUCUCGUCUCUCAAGCAGCCUCUCAGCGAAAGCAAUUUGCCCGAAUCGCGGGAUCUUGAGCAGCUAGAGUUGCUCAACGGCAUCAUCAAGGAAAGUCUGCGUCUGCGGAACACGGCGCCCGGUCUGGACCCGCGCGUAAGUCCUGCGCACGUCACAAGCAAGUUCGGCAAGAUCGAUGAACUCCCCAGCCACACGCGAGUCGGGACCUACGGCAGACAUCUCAACCGCAACCCAGAUGUUUACCUGGAUCCUGAAGUUUGGAGCCCGUACCGCUGGGUGUCCAAGGAGCCUAAGGACUUGGCCGCGAUGAACAGGUGGUUCUAUGCUUUUGGUUCAGGGCAGCGAGGAUGCAUUGGGCAACCCAUUGCCAUGGAAUUACUGCGCAUGGGGAUCGCAUCCAUCUAUACCAGCUUCAAGACAAGCGUGGCGGACGAGACGGAGUAUCCAGGUACCGAAUGUAUGAGCGCCGCAUGCACAGAGACGUUGUUGCUGCGCUUUGAGAAAGUGCCUUCGGAGCCAUGA